AUGAAGCUAUACUUUGAGGCUGAGAAGUUCAUCAAGGGGGGACUCUCGGGACUCCAACUGCGUGUAUUCCAGGCAAAGCUUAGUCUGCUGCCGAAACAUGUGUACGCCCUCGUCAUCAAUACCCUCAAAUUGAAGCCUUACAUUGAGGAAGUGAUUAAGAAACUGGGUAUCCAAAAGGACAUCAAAAGAAAAUGCCUGGCUCUGUUACUUUUAUUGCUUGUCUAUGAUUUGGCAUUUUCACCCCAGGGACGAAUCCAACUGGGGAAGCAUCCUCUCAAGGAUGAAGUGUUACGCCAUAAGACCCGACUUGCGGCCGAAGUGACCAGACUCAAGAUCAAACAUAAAGUAAAGCUGCUAACGGAAUUGGCUACCGAAGAAAAUGAUGAUGAAACUCCCGUGCGGUGGAUACGAGUCAACACAUUGAAAGCAACCCCUGACGAUGUAUUUAAUACCGCCGAGUUUAAGAAAUUGGAACUGGUUAGUCGAUGGCAGGAUAUCAAAGCACCCGGAUACAUCUAUACCGAUGACUACAUUGAGAAUUUGUAUGGUGUACACCCUCGUGAGCGCAUAACUGAGUCUGAAGCCUACAAGAAUGGUCACAUCAUUAUCCAGGAUAGAGCACUGUGCUUCCCGGCGCACUUGUUGUGUCAAGCUGACACACAUGACGAAAUCAUUGAUGCUACGGCGGCGCCCGGUAACAAGACCACCCACGUCGCCGCUUUAUCUCGCACCUUAGUGUACGCAUUUGAACGUGAUGAUAAUCGGGUCAAGACAUUAAAAAUGAUGUGUCAACGGGCCACCGACAAUAAAGAUGCUAUCCAUGUUACUCAUGCCGAUUUUACGGCGACUAAACCCGAGGAUUUCCCAAAUGUCACGGGGCUCAUCGUCGAUCCGCUGUGCCUGGGCCUGGGGAUCUUUGGUAGAGGGUCAAACAACCAAGAGCAAACCCAUGACGAAGGGCGUCUUGCCAAAUUGGCUGCAUUCCAAUUUAAGAUUGUCAAGCAUGCGAUGUCAUUCCCGAAAGCUCGGCGGGUGAUUUACUCGACAUGCUCUGUACAUGCCGAGGAGAAUGAGCAGGUGGUGGCGGAGUUGCUUAAUGACCGGGAGCUCUGGGAAUCCGGGUGGCGUUUAGAGAAGCGUGACAAUGUGCUUAGUACGUGGCCGCAUCGGGGUCUAGCUGAUGAGUUGAAGGGGGUGCAUGGGUGUGAUGCCGAUGAGCUCGCGGGAGGGUGCGUGCGGGCAACGCCUAAAGAGGACGGCGGCAUUGGCUUUUUUGCCGCCAGUUUCGUAAAUGUGACCCGGAAGCCUUAG
Molecule: messenger RNA, 1311 nt
Organism: Diutina rugosa
Lineage: Eukaryota; Fungi; Ascomycota; Pichiomycetes; Serinales; Debaryomycetaceae
Product: rRNA (cytosine-C5-)-methyltransferase
Exons: 1
Coding region: 1-1311 (436 amino acids)
Biological process (GO): rRNA base methylation
Cellular component (GO): nucleolus
Molecular function (GO): methyltransferase activity
Source: RefSeq, a predicted model, not a curated record